Molecule: messenger RNA, 7505 nt
Organism: Schistosoma spindalis
Lineage: Eukaryota; Metazoa; Platyhelminthes; Trematoda; Strigeidida; Schistosomatidae
Source: the annotation of a GenBank genome assembly
GUUUAGUUGAUAUGCCUUUCAAUCGAAUGAAACUAACUCAUAGGAAUUAAUUUAGAUACGGUUGUUUAAAAAAUAUAACAAUAAUAAUAAUAAAUGAUUCUUUUGAAAUAAUGAAUGAAAAAUUGAUUGUAAUAAUAAGUAUACUUAUAUUAAUUCUCAGCUGUUGUUAUGUUAAAACUACUUCCGUUAAAAAUGAUAAUAAUAAUGAUGUGGAAACGUUUGAAUCUAGUGAAGUUACAAAUACUUUAGAAUAUGAGGGAAAAGAAGAUGAAGUAGGUGAACAAGAUAAUGUUACAGAAGAAAUAAAUUUUAAUUCGAAAGAAUUAUACAAUUUUUCGGCUGAUGAAGAAACUCAGUUAGAACCAUUAAACAAAAAUCAGGUUGAGAUUGCAACAAACGACUCGAACGAUAAUGAAGAAAUAAUUACUGCUCUACAUAUCAAAUCAAGUAACUUUGAAAAUGAAAAUGGAAUCGUUAUUACAGAAAGUAUUGAAUCACAACCGUUACUGAAUACGAUAACUGAAGAAACCUUAUCUUCGAUUACAACGGAUAAUAAUCCAGAUGUUUUAAGUCCAAAUACUGAUGAUCACAUACCUUCCAACCACUCUACUGAAACAGAUGAAAGUUUGUAUACUGAUUAUAUGAUAGAAUCAAACGAUAUUUUCGAAAUACCCAGUCAGUCGCAAGAGCAUGUUGGUGUAACGGAAGAAAACUUAGGGAACAAAAAUGAAACGUUUCUGGACAAACUUCAGGAACUUGAAAGCACUGAUCAAAAAUUAAAUCAAACAAAAAUAGUGCCAGAGGUAUUCACUGAUGAAAUGGAAGUUUCAACAAAUACAGACAAAUCUUUGUCAGCGUUAUCCAAACAAGAUAUCCAAGUUACUGAAAUUUCGACUGAUAAUAUCUCUUUAAGCACAACAUUGCAGAAUGAUACCAAUACCAGUGCUAAUGAGAAGUUAUCUGUAGUAAAACUGGUAAGUAUGUCCACCAACCGUCAGCCGAUUGAACGAAGCUACGAAAGGAAUGUCUUGAUAGAAAAAUGUUAUCAAUAUCCAAAAAUAAAAAAUUGUGGUAAACUAACAGAUACGGAAAUAAAACAUCAAGGUGGUUGGUAUUACAAUCCAACUGAAAUGCAAUGUCAAUAUACAUCUGAUUGUAUUAUAAAUGAUAAUUACUUCAAAACUAAAAAUGAAUGCGCUGAAACAUGUGAAUACUGGAGAGGUACAGCUCGAUGUUUAGCUCCACCUCAAGCGGGUCAUUUUCAAUGUUCCGCUGUGAAUACAGAAAGGACCAUACGACCAAUUCUAAUGGUUUAUUUCGAUAAAGUCUCUGGAAAAUGUCGCUGGUUUACCUAUUAUGGAUGUGGAGGCAGUGCAAACCGUUUCACAUCUAUAACAGAAUGUGAAAAUACUUGUGGAAAUUUGAUUGCAUACAAAAUUUUACUUGUGGCCAAUCAGCUUUGUCAAGUGGCGCCAACAACUCAGUUAUUUCCACAAUGGUCAAGAAUAGAAAUGGAUUCAUGGAGUGAAAUCAGCCAAGAUGGUCAAUUUUAUUCUAAAGAAACAUCUGAACCUAUUCUAUUUGACAAUCUUACCUAUAUUGACGCUAUGCACAUUGAACCAGAAUGCUCAAAUGUCGGUCAACAUGAAUCACGUUGGUAUCUUGAUGUUGAAACAAAUCAGUGUCAGGAAUUCGCAUAUUCCCAUUGUGGUGGGUCUUCAAAUAACUUUUUAACACGAGCUGAUUGUGAACAAUUUUGUGGGGCUACAAAACCUGAUAUAUCAGCUAUCUGUAAAUUGAAACCUUCAUUUGGCGAAUGUACCGGAUACAAGACUAUGUGGUAUUAUGAUCCUAAUUGGGUAAUGAAUAUGGAUGGACAAGAUCAUUACUUAAUUGGCGGCUGUAGACAGUUCAAUUAUUCUGGUUGUGGUGGAAAUAGUAAUCGAUUUCCAACUCAAGCUGCAUGUGAAUUGACAUGUCAAUUUAAUACAAAGGUUGAACUACAAAUUGAUAUUGAUCCUGUGGAACAACUGGAUAAUGUAACGACACAAUAUGAACCUAAUCGAAAUGAAGAUAAUAAUCAAGCAACAAUAGUAAUUACUGAAUCAAACAAAACUAUACAUAAUAAUUUGGUCAAAAAUAUGACAAAGUUAACCUUAAUGAAUAUCGAUCUUGAACCAUGUCGGCGACAUCCUGUUUUUGGCUUUUGUCGACCAUUAAAUUGCUCUGAAGAACAUCGACGUAAUCAGACAUGCCACUUUUUAAACUUCCAAAGAUGGUUUUUUAAUGCUCAUACUAGUAAUUGUGAAGCAUACAGUUACAGUGGAUGUGGUGCUUCAGAAAAUACAUUUGAUGAUGCUCAAGCUUGUCAGGCGGCAUGUAAAGCUAGAAUUGUCAGGCCUGAUAGGGAUCAACGUUGCGAUUCAAACCCACAUAUUAAAAAAUGUUACACACUAUCAGUAAGUGGUAAUCAACAGGAUGUAUCAAGUGAAAAAGAUGUCAUUGCAUUUCACUUUAGUAUGUCUAGUGCUACAUGUAAAGCGUUCCAUUUAAAUACAAAACGACCUGGUUGUAGUAUGGAACAAUACUUUCCAAAUGGUUACGAUUGUUUACGAGAAUGUGUCAAAUCUUCACCAAAUGAAAAACAUUUACAAAAUCGCUGUUUCGCUCGGAAAACUCAUGUCAUGUGGAACUGCACAGAUCAAAGUGUUAAAACUUAUCGUUGGUCAUAUCUACCUGAAAUUAACCAAUGCGUACGUUUUUCUGAAUGUACAAAUCCAGAUCAAAUAAUUGAACAGCCUGGAAAUAAUUUUGCUUCAAGAAGUGAAUGUGAAACUACUUGUAUGGCAUCUAGUUUUGAAGAAGUUUGUCAACUUCCAAAAGAUCCUGGUCCAUGUACAAGUUUCCAAACUCGCUAUUUUUAUGACAGCAGUACAUCAAAAUGUCGUGUAUUUUUAUACGGGGGUUGUUUAGGCAACUUUAAUCGAUUUCUUUCACGAAAAGAAUGUGAACUAGCAUGUUCCCAAUUUUCAACACAUAUUUUAAGCACAUCAAAUCAUACGAAAUCGCAAGAAAGUUUAAUGGAAGAAACACUAGUUGGUUAUGAUGAAUCUCCACCGUUAAGUGCACAGGUAUUUGAGAAGAUGAAACAAAUUACACAACAUCAUACAGAUCGUUAUCCUUGGGAUAUUUGUUUGGAUAGUCAUAGUUAUGGUACAUGUUCACUGUCUGGUGGUCAAUAUCAAACAACAAGUGAAUACCCAUAUGUACCAUUAACUCGUUAUUAUUAUGAUCGUCGUUUGGGUCAAUGUCAACCUUAUACAUAUACCGGUUGUGGUGCGCGUGGAAAUCAUUUUGACACAUUGGAAAAAUGUCAAACAGUGUGCGAGAAUCGUUUGAAAAAUCCAAAGUUUGCUCGCUGCCACUUUGAUAAACCAAUCACAAAAUGUCCUGGAAGUGGAAUUCAAGCAUGGGCUUAUAACCAAACCAUCGGAGAUUGUUAUUUCUUUGAAAUUUGUGAACCUGAUGAAAAAGAAAGCGAAUUUCAAAUAUCUCAUAAAAAGUUUUCAUUUCGUUUAAGAAGAACUAGUCAAUGGCUCGGAGUAUGGCAAGCAAGGACUGGAAAUCUACCUGAAGGUGUUUAUGCAACUCGCAGUGCAUGUCAGUAUCAUUGCUUACCAAAACCUCCCAGAGGAACAGAUACACAAAACGUAUGUCAUAUGAACCCGAUUGUAACAGUACCAUUUGGCUGCAAUGCUAUGGUAACUAGAUGGUAUUUUGAACCUAGAGAAACACAGUGCAGAAGCUAUAUAACUUGUCCACAAUAUGGAAAUAACUUUCCUAGUCAUAGAGCUUGCCAAGAUAUAUGUACACCUGGACAUCCUAUAGAUGUCUGUCGACUUCCAUAUGAUCAUGGUGGAUGUUCAAACUUUGAAAAACGAUGGUACUAUGACAUGCAUAAACGAAUGUGUAUGCCUUUUACAUACGGUGGAUGCUUUGGAAAUUCUAACCGUUUUUUAACAAAAGCAGAAUGUGAAGGAUUUUGCAUGGGAAAAGAUGUUUGUAGACUACCUUUACAAAAGAAUUCUACCGACACAAGUUACCCUGAAAGAUUCUAUUAUGAUCAUUCUAGAAAACAGUGUCUUCCAUUUCGUUUCACUGGUCUACUGGCGCAUGGAAACAAUUUCCCAUCACUUAGUGCCUGUAAUGCAACAUGUAUUUAUGUACCAGACAUUGAAGUAAUUGCUGAAAAAAUUAUGCUGAGUUCUAAUUUAAAUACUGAUAAAAUAUUAGAAGAAUCAAGUAAAACAUUAAUCCAAGCAUCAUCUAUUGAAAACUAUACAAAUACGCAACAAAUGACAGAUGAAAGCACUUCUAUAAAUGUUCAUAGAAUACCAAAUGAUAAUAAAAAUAUCUUGUCAGAAAAAUUUCCAUGUUUACCAUUCAUAACUAAUAGUCAAUAUGAUAAUAUGGAUAGACAUACGUUUUGUAACAGUGAAGAUAUAAUUCAUGAAUUAGGUUAUCGAUUUCAAGUUACAUCAAGUGUUCACGUAACAGAUGAAAUAAUUGAUGGUAUUUGUGUACCCAUUCUAGUACCUAUUUGUUUAAAUGAGCCAAAACGAUUGUAUGGGCAAUUAAAUAUUUAUGAAAGUCAAAUGAUUGGACGUGUCUUCAAAACUGAAGCAGAGUGUGAAGCAACUUGUCUAAUUAAAAACCGAUUUAAAAGAAGUAUUAUUAUAAAGGAAAAAUCAUUGGACACGACUAAAAUUAUACAUCAAUUAUUAAGUACGAUUUUGGACAGGAAAUCUAAAUUAUCAGGUAACUUAAAUGAUUUAGUUUAUCCAACAUUAAACUACAAGAUGAUAACAGACAAGCGAUACCACAAGAUAUUCCAAGCUGUCACACAUUCUUUCGACCAGUCAAAUUUUAAGAAAACUUUGACAUUAGAUGUGUUAGAAAAUGAACAAAUUAAACUCCCAUGUUGGGUCGUAUCUCAAAACAAACCACAUGUUCAAUGGAUUCAUAUACUAUCAGGAAAAAGGUAUCCAGUGACAGUUCAUCAUUAUUCUAAAGAUAAAAAUAUUUGGAUAUCACAUUUACUACUACAAAAUACUAAAAAUCAGUUUCAUACAGGAGGAUGGGUUUGUGAAGCUUCCGAUUUAGAAACUACAGAAUAUGCUAAAGCUACUGUUAUUUUAAAUGUAGUUUCUAUACAACCAAAUAAAAUACUUGCCAAGAGUUCUCAAAAUGCAGUAUCGUUACAUGAUACGAUCAUGGUACCGAAAGAUGGAUUGGUGUUUCUCAGUUGUCCCCAUCAUCAAUAUUUAGGCGACACUAUAUGGAAGAAAAAUAAGUAAGUGUUUACCUACAAUUUCAUAUCAACUUACACGUUAACACAUGCUUACUUCCUAUUCAAUGUACUUUAAGGGAUUUUAAGCUAUACUGUAAAGGGGUAUUUUGAAGAUUGUUUAACUUCAUAGAUUACAUUAUCAACUGAAACUAAACAGACAUUUUUUAUAAAUCAGGAAUUCGUACACAGAUAUUUAGCCCUAGUAUGGAACACCUCAGUAAUACGCGUUAGGGAUGACAUAUGUAUUAAAUUCAGAACUAUUGGUACCAUUUCAACAGUUUAAGCUUUAGACUAUAAACCAGUGGUGUAAUCGUUCAAGUUUUAUUAUUCCUCGAUAUUGGGCAAGCAUCGUUUAACGUCAUCAAUGGGCGACUAAAUUAUACUCGGCAUGGCUGAAUCUCAAUGUUCACAGUUUCUCCCAAGGUCUUUGGGAAUUGCUUUUCAAAGUCAGUUAUAAAGUUUUAAUGACUACUCAGUUAUGAUACGUAGUUUAAAGUGAAUGUCUUUCACAGAUGAUAGUAAAUAUUCUGAUUCAAAUUUAUUAGAAUUGAGAUUAUUAAUUCUUCUACCACUUAGAUAUUGUUCAAAUGAUUUAUAACGCUAGUUAACAAAAUUUCUUUAUAUUUCUUACUUUAGAGAAGAGAUUUUUCAGGCAACUUCUGAAUAUCUAAUAAUUGAACAAGCAAAUCCUCAUAUUCACACAGGAAUCUGGAUUUGUGGUAUUAAUUAUGAUAACAAUUUUAUUGAACUAUAUAAAUUCAACAUAUCUGUAGGUUUUCCGCCAGAACUUCAAAAAACUAAUACCAAUUCAUUUGAGGCUAUUUCUCAACACUCACUUACCUGUCCGAUAAAUACACAAGGCAAACCGGCAGGAUAUAUUAAGUGGUUUGAAUGUGAGCAUAUGAAUAAUUGCUAUCCUUUGAGAACUGAAUUAUAUUCUUCUAUGUUAAAUCAAUCAAAUCUUAUUAUGUGUCGUAUUGAAAAUAUCUGGGGGAUGGAUGAAACUUAUUUUAAUGUAACUUCUUAAUAGAUAUAUAUCCAUAUAUAUUUAAUUAGUGUAUAUGUUUUAUCAUAUUGAGUCGAUCAAUUUAUUUACAUGUUUAAUCUUUUAAUUGUUUUUCUAAAUAUAUUAUGUUACAUUACAUUUAAAUAAACAAAUUAGAUUACCUUUUUAAAUGUUGUGAAUAUUUUCAGUUUUAAGUUAUGUUGGUGAAAUACUUUUACAAAUGUAUGAUAAAUGUAACUUUGGUCAUUAUCAAAUGAAAUAGACCAAUAACUUUGUUAUGAUUCUAUGUAACGUCGAUGAUCAUCAACAUAUUGAUAAUUGAAUUAGGCUAUUAAAAGUGUUACUACUGUCUGAAAUAAUUUCAUCAUAUAAUCUGUUAAAUAUAUUUUUCAAUAAAUGUUUCAUUAAAAUUAAUUAGAUUUGAUAAAUAUAUAGUAGAAUUAUUGACUAAUUUCAGACUGAUAGUUUAUACUAAUGUAGUUCAUAAUUGAGUACAGUGUUCUAAAUAAUCAUUUGUAAUUUAUGUUGGAAAUAAAGGCUAAAUAAGAAAGAGAGUCUAAGUCGAAAUCAUCUUAACAAAAUGUAAAUGUAAGCAAAACUUAUUAGUAUGAUGCUUAUUCAUUACCUUGUACUAUAUCUCUCGAUUGUCUACGUAUUCAAAAUAAGCUAUGUUGUUUGUAGGUUUCGUUAAUGUACGUAACUCAUAUAAUUUCUAAGAAAUGUUAACAAUGAAAUAUGAGAUCUGUUACUUAUUGUAAUUAGUUUUUCUGUAUUGAAAAUACUAAAAUAAUUGUGAAUGAAAUUCCUAACUGUGAAGAAGAAGAAAAAAAAGGAUCACUUGGAUUAGUACUAUUGAAUAUUCAAAAUCUUGCAUGAACUUACUAAUGUAACUAAAUAUAUCUUUGAAUGUGUAUCGAAUCACCAACUUAUGCCCGCUAUUGAUUUUACACGUAGUUUUUGACCGAAUAAUAUCAAGUUACUCAAAAAUCUAUUAUUAGUAUGACAGUACAGCAAAUGUUCUUCCGCAUGAUAGAGUAUUUGACGAGACCUUAGAUGUACAAAGUUACCUUCAUAGACAUUAAAAAUAAGUUUGGAAGUUGUGGAGAUGAUAGGUUAUACGUUGUCGUUAAGCUAUUUACGAUGAAGCAC